AUGGCUGUUAAUGCUGCUGUUAUUGCUUCACUUCAUCUUCAACCUCUCUCCUCUUUCUCGUCGUCUUCCUCUCCUCCUCCAAGCUCUAGACCUCUCUAUCUCAAAUUCCAGACCUCACACCGUGAAAAUCUAAGAUACCUCUCUUCUCUCGGGCUCGUGCCGCAGAAUCCCCGACUCGCUCCUCCUUCAAAUGAUCUUUCAGUUAUCCUUUCCGCCGUGAACUUCCUAAAAUCGAGAGGAAUCUCCAACGAAGAUUUCCCUCGCCUCCUCUUCCUAUGCCCCCAGCUCUUCUCUCCGACUUUCGACAUCUCCAAAAUCGAUCCGGUCUUCGAUUUCCUCACCGGCGAGCUCGGAGCUUCCGCGGCGGAAUCGAGAGGAUUGAUCGUGAAUUGCCCCAACAUCCUCCUCUCCGACGUCGAGUACUGCCUGAGACCGACGCUGGUUUACCUCAAGGAGCUAGGACUACGGAACCUGAACAGAGCGAGCAAGACGAACGCGCACGUGCUUAACACGAGGGUGGCGAAGCUGAGACCGAAGAUGAGAUUCCUAAAGAGCAUCGGGUUCGACCACGAGGAAGCAGCUAGAGCCUGUGGGAGAAUCCCGGCGAUAUUCGGAUACAGCGUCGAGGCUAACUUGAGGCCCAAGUUCGAGUUUCUGGUUUACGACAUGGAAAGAGAUAUAGAAGAGCUCAAGAAGUUUCCCCAGUAUUUCGGGUUUAGCUUGGGGAGGAGGAUAAAGCCGAGGCAUUGGCAUUUGAAGAAGAAGAACGUUAGGGUUUCGUUAAGUAGAAUGUUGAUGUGGGGUGAUCAAAGAUUCUACUCCAAAUAUAAUAAACCAUGA
Messenger RNA from Microthlaspi erraticum, 840 nucleotides. Lineage: Eukaryota; Viridiplantae; Streptophyta; Magnoliopsida; Brassicales; Brassicaceae. The record is from the annotation of a GenBank genome assembly.